This is a messenger RNA of Trichogramma pretiosum, 3362 nucleotides long. It is a transcript of the gene Ctf4, whose product is annotated as WD repeat and HMG-box DNA-binding protein 1. The coding region runs from base 271 to 3150 and encodes 959 amino acids. Gene Ontology annotation, biological process: DNA-templated DNA replication; mitotic cell cycle; DNA repair. NCBI's taxonomy places the organism in Eukaryota, Metazoa, Arthropoda, Insecta, Hymenoptera, Trichogrammatidae. Gene Ontology annotation, cellular component: nuclear replication fork. The transcript has 13 exons. Gene Ontology annotation, molecular function: chromatin binding; protein binding. The record is from RefSeq and is a predicted model, not a curated record.
ACAGGAUUCAGAUUAUUUGGAGUCAGGCUGAAAAACAGAAAUAAAAAUUGAAUACCCAAGAGAGCACUGUCAAUUUUUCAAGUAGCUAGUGCUGCAAGUGUCUAAAAAAUAAAUACAGUUUGAUAAUUGUUCAAUUUACUUGUUGUGAAACAACGAUAGCACUUAGCUACAGUAUAGACUUCGACUGUGCAGUCUUUUUUAUAAACAUUUUAUGCCUAGAAUACUUUGAUUUUAAACUUAAAGUAUAUUUAAAAUAAACAAUAAAUUAACAUGCCGCUUGUUAAGAAACCAACUCGAUACGCCCAUCCAGAGGGUCAUACAGAUGUGUGUUAUUUCGAUGGUGAAAAGGGUGGACUCAUUACCUGUGGUACAGACGGAGAUGUUAGGGCUUGGGUAAAUUUGAUGGAUGAUGACCCAUCCGCGACUUGUAUUUCUGAGCAAGCCACUGCAGUGAUUUCAAAAAAUGAAAAACUGUACGUGGGUAAUGAUAAUAAUACCGUUCAAAUUCUUAAUCAUCCGGAUCUUGAUAAAGUGGGAGUAGUAACAAGAUUUUCAGCUACUGUUACGGCUUUAGCAACAAAUAAGAAAAGUAAUUUAAUAGCAUCAGGUGCAAGUGACAUGAGGAUUCAUAUUUCAAACAUUGUAACUAUGGAAAAUAUUGAACUAAAUGGUCACGAAGCCCCUGUACUGGGAUUAUCCUUAGAUCCCAAAGAUGAAUUUGUUGCUUCAUCAAGUGGUGAUACUUCAAUACGAGUUUGGAGUAUUAAAGAAAAAAAAGUUGUUCAAACAUGGAACAAUGUUGUUCCAAAAUGUAACUCAUUUUAUAAUGCAAAAACUUAUUCAGUACCAUCAUUUUGUCCUAAAAGUGGGGCAUAUCUUGCAUAUCCUCAAGGAAAAGAAGUUAUUGUAACAGAAAGAUCAUCUUGGCAAGAAGUCUUCAGAUUAAAAUCAGAUGAAAUUAAAAAUGACCUCAACAUUUGCAAAUUCUCUGAAUGUGGAAAGUAUUUAGCUGCAAGUUCUGUGUAUGGGGAAUUGAUUGUUUGGGAUAUUUCAAGCAAAGAUGCAGUAGGCUUUGUAGAAUAUCAUCAGAAUGCAAAAAUUACAGCACUUGUUUGGAAUCCUAGUGAAUCUAAUGAAAUUGCUUUCUGUGAUUCUCUUGGUCAACUUGGCUGUGUUGAAGUUAUUAUUUCAAAUAAAACAAACUCUACCAAUUAUCAUUCUGAAACAAAACAAAAUAAAAUUACAGAAGAUGAUAAUGGUGACAGUAAUGAUGAUAAUUUGGAUGAUAUUUAUAAUAAUCAUGACAAAUAUUCUGAUGAUGACGAUGACGACAUGUCUUCGAUUAAUAAAAUAAAGGCAUCUGUUCUGGACCAUGACCAGAAGUCAGCAUCUGAUGUUGCAUCUAUAAAAAAAGAUGAUGAAAAACCUUUUGUGCCAGAAUUUAAUUUACAAGAACCGUUUCAACCUGGAUCUUCUCCAAGCCAUUUACUAAAUCGUUACAUGGCUUACAACGAUGUGGGUAUUGUAAUGUGUUUUUCUCAAGAAGAUCAAGAAACUUCUGAAAUACAAGUUGAUUUUCAUGAUGUUAAUAUUCAUCAUAAUAUGCAUAAGAUGAAUUAUUUCAAUCAUACGAUGGCAGCAUUAUCUACAGCUGCUCUUGUACUUGCUGCACCAGCUUCAGAAAUUGACACUCAGUUGACUCCUAGUAAACUUGUUGUUGUGCCUCUGCAAGCAUGGGGUCCAGGAAAUAAAGAAUGGAUGAUAGAUUUACCAGAAGGGGAAGAUGCUUUAGCGGUUGCAGCUGGAUCAAAUUUCGUUGCAGUUGCUACAACUUCUAGGAUGUUACGACUUUUCAUGCCAUGUGGUACACAGAGGGAAAUCAUUGCAUUACCAGGAGAAAUUGUGGCUAUGAAUGGAUUGGGACAAAAUUUAGCUGUUGUUUACCAUUCAAGUAUAGGAAUUAGUGCAAAUGAUCAGAAUAUGGGCUUGCUAUGGAUAAAUGUGCUGGGUCCAAAUUUGAAAAGUAAAACACUACCUAUUCCACUUUCCACCGAAGCAACUUUAAUGUGGGUAGGAUUUUCCGACCUUUACUCUCCUGUGGUAAUGGACUCAAAGGGUAUCAUUAAUAUUUACGAUAAAAAAGCAAUGUUAUGGAGAGUAGCAUGUGAUACUAGCAGAAUGAAUAAAGGCAAAUUUGACCACUACUUUAUUAUUGGAAUCAAUGAAUCGGAUCGAACCGCAAGAUGUAUCCUUUGUAAGGGAAGUCAUUAUCCACCAACAUCGCCGCGACCGAUUGUUAGCGAAAUAUCUUUGACAGUACCACUUUGUGAUCCUGAUACCGAGAGAUCACAAAAAGAAGCCAAAGUGUGGCAGUUCGGAAGCAAUCCAAUGGAUGAAGAAGAUGAUCUUCUAAUGCUAAUCGCUCUUGCUAUUAAAUAUAAUGCCGAUUUCCGUGCCGUAGAAUUAUGUCAAUAUAUUGCGUCUGAGAGAGUUUUGAGAUUGGCAAUUAAAUUUGCUGACAGAAGCCAAAAAUUGUCUUUGGCAAAUAAAUUAAAAGAUAUUGCUGAUAGCAAGGAGCCCGAUGAAGUUAUGAAAGGAGUAGAUUCUCAAGAAGACAUGUUUAAUGAUGAAAUUAAUAUGGUAGAAGAUCAAGAAGAUCUGUUACUAACACCUGUUGUUAAAACACCUGAAAUACAGAUUAAACCUUUAACACCUAGUCAGCCAUUUAGAAGAAGUAAUCCUUUUUUGAGUAAAAAAAGUACAACACCGGUUUCAAAAGGCUUAUCGGGACUAGAUAAAGUUGAAGUGUCAACAAAGCCUGAAUCUAAUUCACCGGUACUUGCAGUACCUAAUAAUAGUAAGGUGAAUAAAUCAAAUGGCAAACCUGAAGCAAAAGAAUUAUUUACAAAGUGGUAUCCAAAAAAUAAGAGUGCUAUCGAGAAAGAGUUUAAGGGAGAUAGCAAAGAGCGAAUUAAAUACGCUUACCAGAAAUACCAGGCCGAAUUGAAUAACCAGAUUGAUGGUAAUAGUAGUAUGACAGAAGAGGAUACGAGUAAAAAGAGAAAAUUAGACGACGAAAACAGUAACAGUGACAAUCAACCUAAGCGAACUGCAAGUGAAAAGCUAUCUAUGUUUGCGCGAAACUCGUAAUGUAACUGUUUUGAUACUUUCAAUUUUAAGUACAUUUAAGUAUGACUUGUUGUUUUAUCCGUAAUCGUAUUUUGCUUUGUUAAACGAGAUGUAUUGUCAAAAAUGUACAUAUUUGAUAUGCAUAUAUUUUUACAAUAUGUAUAAAAACUUUAUUAAUGAGGAGGCAUCGGUUCGCUUGAAUUUUCUAUUAAAAAGAAAUUUAUCUUACUUGA